AUGGGCACUCGUGGCGGGUGCUUUGAUAACCAAUUGAGCCCACUUGUCACGCCUGAAGAUCUACUGCAUCUACAGGGAUUGCCAGUACUUUUCAUUACUGGAACUGCAAAUGAGAUAUUUGAUCCGGAGUCAACUCUGCGAGACUACGAGAUGCUCCGACGAAGGUUCGGAGAGCAUCUUCACCGCAGAUUCCAGGUUGAAGGGUACGGACAUCUGGACACCAUUGUGGGCAAAUCAGCUGCCAAGGAUGUCUACUGGAAGGUCACUGAUCAUCUCCGAUGGUGUUUUCAACACCACGUUUCAAACCUGUGCCGCGGGUCGAAGUCCAAGCAUUCCCAUGGUACUGGGGACCAGUAUGUGCGGAGGAGCGUCGAUGGUGUCAGCGAAAGCUAUACACAGAGUACGCUCGAGGGAUUGUGGUUGCCUUGA
This is a messenger RNA of Aspergillus pseudonomiae, 429 nucleotides long. RefSeq lists its product as uncharacterized. Bases 1 to 429 code for a protein of 142 amino acids. Lineage: Eukaryota; Fungi; Ascomycota; Eurotiomycetes; Eurotiales; Aspergillaceae. The transcript has a single exon. The record is from RefSeq and is a predicted model, not a curated record.